UAUCUAUUUCUAUCCUCGUUUAGAACUUAGAACUCGGAAGGAGAAAUGGAGACAUCUCCUUCUGCUUCGAUUGGCUACGGGCUUCACCAAAACAUAUUCAGACGGUCGCCACUGCCCUCUGUGAAGGCCAACAAUUCUCGCCUUACCUUUUCUACAACUCUUGUGGGAGACCCGCUUCCCCCAAAGCUUUACUUCUCAACUAAACAUGCAAUUCUCAAAGUUGGACAAUCCCCAAGGUUACUGAAAGCAGACGGUAAUAAUCCUUUAGUUGGGGUAAUCUCAAUGGGAAUGUUGGCUCCAAGAAAAUUUUUGAGGAAGAGGAAGAAAGUGGAACAUUUCAAAGAUGCAGCUGAUGAAGCUAAUCAGAAGAGCUGGAGGAGACUGAUGAAGGAUAUCGAGGACACAGGUUCUGCUUCUACAGUACUUAGACGCCAACGGACUAAUGAAGAAUCUCUUCCUAGAGACUUGGUUUUAGGCACCUUGGUUAGAUUUAAGCAGAUGAAAAAAUGGCAAUAUGUUAGUGAGAUCCUUGAGUGGCUUCGAGCACAGAGCUGGUGGGACUUCGGUGAAAUGGAUUUCAUAAUGCUUAUAACAGCAUAUGGAAAGCAAGGGGACUUCAACAAGGCUGAGAGAAUUAUGAGCUUUAUAAAUAAAAAGGGUUAUGCACCAAGUGUUGUCUCACAUACUGCUCUUAUGGAAGCAUAUGGAAGAGGAGGUCGAUACAAUAAUGCUGAAGCUAUCUUUAGAAGGAUGCAGUCUUCAGGCCCUGAACCUUCUGCUCUGACAUAUCAAAUAAUACUUAAAAUACUAGUUGAGGGAAAGAAAUUUAAGGAAGCCGAAGAAGUUUUUGAGACACUUUUGGAUAAGGAAAAAUCACCUUUGAAGCCGGACCAAAAAAUGUUCCACAUGAUGAUUUAUAUGUAUAAGAAGGCUGGGAGUUAUGAGAAGGCACGUAAACUAUUUGCACUGAUGGCUGAACGGGGAGUUAAGCAAUCCACAGUCACUUACAAUAGUCUUAUGACAUUUGAAACUAAUUACAAGGAAGUUUCAAAGAUAUAUGAUCAGAUGCAAAGAGCUGGUCUUCGGCCUGAUGUUGUGAGUUAUGCCUUGCUCAUUAAUGCUUAUGGAAAAGCUAGGAGGGAAGAGGAAGCUUUGGCUGUUUUUGAGGAGAUGCUGGAUGCUGGAAUCAGGCCUACCCAUAAAUCAUAUAAUAUUUUGCUUGAUGCAUUUGCAAUUUCGGGAAUGGUGGAGCAAGCUCGGACUGUGUUCAAAAGCAUGAGAAGAGACAGAUACACCCCUGAUAUCUGCUCUUAUACAACUAUGUUAUCGGCUUAUGUCAAUGCAUCCGAUUUGGAGGGUGCUGAAAAUUUCUUCAAAAGACUGAAACAAGAUGGGCUUCAACCAAAUGUUGUCACAUAUGGGACUUUGAUGAAAGGAUAUGCCAAGGUAAAUAAUCUUGAAAAGAUGAUGGAGACAUAUGAAGAAAUGCAGUUAAAGGGUAUCAAAGCAAAUCAAACCAUCUUCACGACUCUCAUGGAUGCGUAUGGGAAGAACAGGGAUUUUGGUAGUGCUGUUAUUUGGUAUAAAGAAAUGGAAUCUUCUGGUGUUCCACCUGACAGGAAAGCAAAAAACAUUCUUUUAUCUUUAGCAAAAACUGCAGAUGAACAGAAAGAGGCCAACCAACUUGUAGGGUGUAUGGAGGCAAAGGAUAAUGGAUUUUCUAGGUUUCUCAAUGAAGAAGAUUACGAUGAUAUAGAAGAACUGGGUCAGCUAUAGUUAUCAGUGAUAAUUAUCAAGAAAAGCAAUUUGUACAUACUUGCAUGCUCGGUUGAUUUGUAAAGCCUGGAAUUUUGUUUCCUGGGUGGGUUUUCCUCAGCCAUGAAAAAAUAUCAGUGAGUUAAAUUAGGUAGAGUUUCGCUGGACACCAGAGCUGUUAUACAUAGUUCCUUGCCAUGUUAUAAUGAUUUGAUUGUAUCUCUGGUAUUAAUGGCUUUUGAGCAGACUCUUUUCUUGUUACAUGUAAAAUCAGAUCCUUGUAGAAAAAAUGCUGGAUCAUCUUGUGAUC
Messenger RNA from Theobroma umbraticum, 2065 nucleotides. RefSeq names its product pentatricopeptide repeat-containing protein At3g59040-like. The record is from RefSeq and is a predicted model, not a curated record. Gene Ontology annotation, molecular function: protein binding. NCBI's taxonomy places the organism in Eukaryota, Viridiplantae, Streptophyta, Magnoliopsida, Malvales, Malvaceae.